ACAUCUCUAGCUUUUUCUCAGCGACGGCGACGCGACAAAAUUGCGCUAAAUUUUUGUACGCAUUUUACCAAAUUUCGCAUUGCUGCAAUACACUAAAUAAUUAAUUUAAGUACAAAGAAUAGUGCAAGACGUGUAAACGCAAACCGAAAACAGCGUGUGCAACGGAGAUAAAAAGAGAACCGACGGACAAAUUUGCAACAAGAAGCGCCGUCAGAGAUAGAAAAGGAAAACUAAAAAAUGUCUGGCAUUGCUAUAACACGAUUGGGUGAGGAGCGUAAAGCUUGGCGUAAGGACCACCCCUUUGGAUUUGUAGCUCGACCGGCUAAAAACCCAGACGGUACCCUGAACUUGAUGAUCUGGGAAUGCGCCAUUCCCGGCAAGAAAUCCACACCAUGGGAGGGUGGCCUGUACAAACUGCGUAUGAUCUUCAAGGAUGACUACCCGACUUCGCCGCCCAAGUGCAAGUUCGAACCGCCACUCUUCCAUCCGAAUGUAUACCCAUCUGGCACUGUCUGCCUGUCACUACUAGACGAGGAAAAGGAUUGGCGUCCGGCUAUAACCAUCAAACAGAUUUUGCUUGGCAUUCAGGACUUGCUUAACGAACCAAACAUCAAGGAUCCGGCUCAGGCAGAAGCUUAUACCAUCUAUUGUCAGAAUCGUCUAGAGUAUGAGAAACGUGUACGAGCUCAGGCGCGUGCUAUGGCCGCUACUGAAUAAAGCCAGCAAUUAGACGCCGAACUCUACAUGCAGAUACACAAACACAUCCACACACAUAUAAUAAUAUUUACAUAUACAAGUGAUCGCAACAAAACAUCUAGGAGUGAAGUGUUCUAGAGAACGCUUCCGAUAAAGCACUGUACUAACCAUUUUCAGUUUUCGUAAGUCGAUUAUAAAGACCUGAAUUAUGUAUGUAAAUCACAAUCCAGAUUCUCGUACCAGAAGAAAUGAUAUGUAAUGUCUUACGUAGGCUUGAGAAUGUACAUCCGCCUCUAGUACGGCGUAUUAUAAAUUUCAAUAAAUUUUUUAUGUAUAAGUAAAUCAA
Scaptodrosophila lebanonensis is the source of this 1042-nucleotide messenger RNA. It is a transcript of the gene lwr, whose product is annotated as SUMO-conjugating enzyme UBC9-B. Gene Ontology annotation, molecular function: SUMO conjugating enzyme activity. The record is from RefSeq and is a predicted model, not a curated record. Lineage: Eukaryota; Metazoa; Arthropoda; Insecta; Diptera; Drosophilidae. Bases 238 to 717 code for a protein of 159 amino acids. Gene Ontology annotation, cellular component: nucleus. The transcript is spliced from 2 exons. Gene Ontology annotation, biological process: protein sumoylation.